This is a messenger RNA of Caenorhabditis remanei, 372 nucleotides long. RefSeq lists its product as uncharacterized. Gene Ontology annotation, biological process: olfactory behavior; G protein-coupled receptor signaling pathway. Lineage: Eukaryota; Metazoa; Nematoda; Chromadorea; Rhabditida; Rhabditidae. The record is from RefSeq and is a predicted model, not a curated record. Gene Ontology annotation, molecular function: G protein-coupled olfactory receptor activity. The transcript has 2 exons. The coding region runs from base 1 to 372 and encodes 123 amino acids.
AUGUCUGAAAAGAAUCGUCGUCUUCAGAAUCAGUUAUACGUUGCUCUCGUUACUCAAACUCUGAUUCCUGCUAUUUUGAUGCAUGUUCCAGUUUCUGUUAUCUAUAUUUCCUCUUUUGUCUCAUUAAACCUGGGAUCAACUAGUGGAAUUGCUCCACUUACUAUUGCUCUUUAUCCAUGCCUUGACCCGCUCCCAACAAUGUUUAUCAUCGGUCAAUAUAGAUUUGUUUUGUAUAAUUGGUUAAUGUGGAUUCCAAGAAUGUUCUGUUGUAAAGAGCCACUUCCGGCAGCAGAGUUUCAGAUGUCAGAGAGAAACAACACAUUUGAUGAUCUCACCACCGGAAUAACUACUACUGCUUUGACUCAGACUUGA